AUGAAUAGUAAAAAUACAGUUGUUUAUGUCAAGAUUAAAGGUAAAAGACCAGAGGGGUUCGCAGAUCCUCCAAAAUUUGAGUGGAAUGGUACAAAGGAGGGUCAACUCUGGGCAAUGGUAUCGAAUUUGAAUUAUGCACAAGACCAAAUAGAUUGGCAAAACCUGUCAAAAAUACUUGAAACACCGGAAUUUUUUCUAAGAAAGAGGACGUAUAAGCUGUUUGCCAAACAUUUAGAGCUUUUACAGAUACAAUUAGAUAAGAAAAGGGAUCUUGAGAAGUUUUCAAAUGUUCAAGUAAAUGAAGGGAUGUUUGAUGUGUUACAUAAUUAUAUGCCUACUUUAAACGAUGGUAUUUUAACAAAUGUACCGACAAGCCCACCGGGUACGAAAAGGGAGACUUCGGAAGAACUCGACGCAGAAGUGACGAAAGAGGCUCUACAACAUUUGCAAACUUCUAAAAUUUUGAACAUUCACAAGUCAAAGUCAAGUAAUGAGAAGAACGUUGAAUCUAACUUAUCUAAAGAUGAUCUUGAGAAGGACUCAGACCGCGAUAGCUCAGAUGGCAACUUGUCUUCGAGUUUGAGCGUCAGUAAAUCUGCAUUAGAGGAAGCGUUAAUGGACAGGCUGCAAUUCUGA
Saccharomyces kudriavzevii IFO 1802 is the source of this 636-nucleotide messenger RNA. RefSeq names its product Atg29p (gene ATG29). Gene Ontology annotation, biological process: autophagosome assembly. Gene Ontology annotation, cellular component: phagophore assembly site. NCBI's taxonomy places the organism in Eukaryota, Fungi, Ascomycota, Saccharomycetes, Saccharomycetales, Saccharomycetaceae. The record is from RefSeq and is a predicted model, not a curated record. Bases 1 to 636 code for a protein of 211 amino acids. The transcript has a single exon.